AGGCCAUUUCUUUUGGCGGUGAAAUUUUUCAAUUUGACGUUGGGCAUGACUUUCUAAGUAUCUGAUGUAAAUACGAAGAAACUUUUUCUCCUUGAGUUUUCUUAUCAGAACAAAAUUUAAAAGAAAAAUGUCAACUGUUUAUGUGGAUCGUGGAAUGGCAUGGUGUACAGUCGUUGGUGGUUUCGUUGCCAACGUACUUUUGGGUGGCUUGGGGAAAUCCUACAGUCUAGUUAUGGAAGCUUUUCAAGAAGUAUUUGAGAGUGGAUCCGCCUACUUAUUUCUUGCCGGUGGUUUAAUCUAUACCUUGAUGUAUUGUUUAUCUCUGGUUAAUUAUCAUCUUUCUAAACGGUACGGAAGUCGACCUGUUGUGGCUGUGGGUGCUUUUGGUUCGUGUAUCAGUUUGCUAAUUGCUGCCUGUUCACCGAAUCUUGCAAUAUGGGUAGUUGCUGUCGGUUUUGGAGUAGGUGCAUCACUGUCAUGUAUAUACUUUACUGUAUUCGCUGUUGUCGGUUGCUGUUUUAAACGAUAUUUGGGCCUGGCAAAUGGGAUUAGUGUGGCUGGUGUUAGUGUUGGUCAAAUGGUAUUUCCCACACUGAUUACCCAUUUGAAUGUAACAUAUGGAGCUAGAGGUGGCGCAGUUGUUAUGGCAGCUAUCUGUUUACAUUUACUUGUGACUGCCGCAUUAAUGCCACGGUAUAUCAUUGAUCCAGAUGCCCCCCCACCGGCGGAAGUCAGUACUAGUAAUAAUAAUAAUAGUAAAACAAGUAAAAAUAAUAAUUCACAUAAAAAGGCGAAAUCGAAAGAAGGCAAACAGUUGUUAUCUGUUAUGGAUUCGUUGAAUAAUUCACAAGAUGGUAAAGACGACGGUGUUGGUGGCAAGGAUUCAACACUGAAUAACCCGGUGGAUGAGUUUUUCUCAAAGUUAGAUGAUCAAAGAGAUGUUAUUCAUUCAGGGAAGAAUAUUGGUUUGUCAGUCGAUGUUUUAUCGACAUCCUCAUUGUCAAGAGCCUCUACUUCUUCUGUACUAUCGUUAACAACUCGUAAUGGAAAACGGCUAACACGUGCAUUAUUGAUUGUAUAUAUAGUGGCUAAAGCGUUUGGGGAUGUUGGCGAUGUGAGCGUAUCGUUCAUCGCGCCUGUGUUUGGAACGGAAUUAGUGCUAAGUUCUACCACAAUCAAUCGGGCUAUUGCACUGUCUGGUGUCGGAGAUCUCAUCACACGUCUUGGUGUGGGUUGGCUAACCGACAGAACAAUUUGUAUUGGCCGACGGGGAUUAUUGUUGGGUGUUACUUGGUUGGUUGAAGGGUUGAAUGCUUUUGCAUUCUCACAGCUACAUCUCUUGUCGGGAAAAUAUCAUGCAAACAGUCCACAGAAUGAUGAUUCGGUGACAAUUAAACUGCUGUACUACCUUUGCUUCACUAUCCACGGGAUAUGCAGUGGUACAGCUAUGACACAAAUGGUUGUUGUACUGACAGACUGGGUUGGCUCUGGCCAGUUGGCACGUUCGCUUGCCAUUACAAUGGUCAUUCUGGGAUUAGUCAUCUCUCCAGGACAAUUUCUUAUGGGUGUAAUCGCUGAUUUCUCUGGUUCCUAUGUUUGGUCAUUGUAUGUCUGUGGUGUCAUCCUCCUGUCUGCCGGUUUCAUUCUUCUUAUGGAAUUCCCUGUUCGUCGGCUGUAUCCAGUCAGCCAUGUUGGCUUGAAUACGAAUACCAACAAUAAUAAUAUCAAUAAUAAUAAUAAUCAUAAGAGUAGUAAGCUGUGUAUCACUGUCGAAGAUGAUAUCGAAGGUGGUGAUCUUGGCAACGGAUUAAUCAUCAAUGGUCACUGUGGGGAUCCGAUCGUCGGUAAGAACUCCGAAUUGCUUUUCCCUACAGCACCACCAAAUGAUGACACAAAAUGGGAAAUUAUAGAUUCUGAUAUGGAGAACAAUGUGAACAAUACUACAGAGCUUUUGAACACCUCAAAAAAUCGAUUGAAUCGCUCAUGAUCGAUCGAUUAAUGGAUACCUCACAUGCUGUCACUGUCGUCGCUUUUUGUCUACAGUCAUAGCGAUGAGAACCUGGGACGAAGAGAGAUGCACACUGAUGCCUUUGUGUGUUCUUUUUGUUUUCUAUUCCUUUCUUUGUGCUCCAUUCUCAUUCACCCCUUUCUUCUGCUUUCUGAGUCCCCCCGCCUCUGGCCGUCCACACGUGUUUAUCUAGUUGUUUAUUUUCUUGCGCUUGUACUUUUCGUUUUACUUAUUUAACAUUUUAACGUCUGACAGUUUAAUCGCCCUCCCCUGCGCCCAAUUUUUCAUUUCGUUUCUUAUUAUUCUUUAUUUCCAUAAGUCUCGCCCACGCAGCCUGCUUUCCUCCUCCCCCUCCUUUUUGCCCAAUAGAAACGCCUUUUUGUAUUAUCCAAUCAGCCAGCCAGCCAACCAAUCAUCAUUAAGGGAGGAAAAUGUGCGGAGGCUAAUGGUGUGGAUGGCGGUAAAAAUGAAUUCAUGUACCUUCUUGAUUUGUUUUUUUUUUAUUUGAUUCUUGCUGCUUUCUCAAUGGUUGUACAAUUAAUUGUAUGUAGAUUAUAUAUUUAUAUACAUAUAUUUUUUGUCAGUGAAAUCGGCCUCAAGUUUUGCUGUGAGUGUUCGUGCUUUCUCCUCCUGGUAACAUAUUAUACAGCUGUAUUUAGUAUAUUCCAUAAUAAUAAUAAUAAUAAUAACAUUAAUAGGCAUAUUCUCUCUCAUUUUUUGUUUAAUUUUUUAAAAUUUCUUUUAAUAUAUUUUGGGAUUUUUUCUCUUUUAUUUUUUUCUUUUGUUAUAAUAAAUUACGUAUAUAUUCUGUCUGUAGAACAUCAGGGUAAAUUUAUUUUUUUCUAACUAACCUUUCUCUCCUCGUAUGAUUGUCAAUGAAUUCCCCUAUCCACCUACCUACGAACAACGCCGCCAUCUCAUGGUGAUGACUGUUUCUUCGACUGGAUAUCUACUACUACUACUACCACUGGUGAUCGUUUGUAUUGUGCUCCCUUCCAUACCCUCUGCAUUAGUGAUGGAGUUGGGUAAUCUCAUUUGCGUGUUCUUGUCGCUGUUCAUUGCGUCGGUGGAUAGGUGGGUACACUUACUUGGUUUAGUUCCUUUAGGCUUCCAUCUUUUCGAGUUCUGUCUUUUCCGAUUGUUUUCCGGUGAUGUUUCUUCUAAUUUCUAGUUGUUCAAUUACACAAACACACACACACACACUGUCUAUCUCUGUUUAGCCUUUAUGUAUUUUGUAGUAUGUUACCUGUAAUUGUUAUUGAUUCAGUAAUGAUAAAAAUAAUAAUAUUAAUGUUAGUUAUAAUAA
Molecule: messenger RNA, 3314 nt
Organism: Trichobilharzia szidati
Lineage: Eukaryota; Metazoa; Platyhelminthes; Trematoda; Strigeidida; Schistosomatidae
Source: the annotation of a GenBank genome assembly